Messenger RNA from Hypomesus transpacificus, 2091 nucleotides. RefSeq lists its product as uncharacterized. The transcript has 2 exons. The record is from RefSeq and is a predicted model, not a curated record. Bases 85 to 1572 code for a protein of 495 amino acids. NCBI's taxonomy places the organism in Eukaryota, Metazoa, Chordata, Actinopteri, Osmeriformes, Osmeridae.
CGUUUCUUGUUUUUCAGCCACCAUUUUGGGAGUCAAAAUAUUCGUGAAAAGCUAACACACCUCCACGGGUUUCGUGGCCUUACUAUGGUUCACACGUGUGUCGUGACUGGCUGUCGUAACAGAAGAACGCUAGGCACCUCACUGUCUUUUUACCGUUUCCCACGCGACCCCGAGAGAAAACAACGUUGGAUUGCAGCUGUAAACCGCGAGGGAUGGGUUCCAAAUGACGGGAGUAGACUGUGUAGUAAUCAUUUCAUCUCAGGUAAACAGGUGAAGAACCCCCGGUCACCAGAUUAUGUUCCUACUGUGUUUGCUGCCCCUCCUCCAUCUCCAGAGAUGAAAGAAACAGGUUCCUUUGAACUUCUAGAUAAGCAGGAAGCCCAAGUGGAGGCGGCAAACGCCUUGCUCUUCCUCCAGGGUCAGGGCAGGGUCAAGUGUGAACUAGGCCAGAGCCAGGAGGACCAAGAAACAGCUGAGACCGCAACCUCAUCUUCCAGCAGUGAAGAAGGGGAGGAGUCAGACCUUUCGAGUGACAGCAAAAGUAAGGGAGGAAAGCCCACCAAAAUGUCUACCACGCCCACCAAGUACGAAGACACCCUCCUGGCGUUGAAGAAGGAGAACCGGGCUCUCAGAGAGGCUGUGGAAAAGCAGUCUCUAACUGAGAACUCCCUCAGGAACGACCCGGAGAAGGUGAGGUUUUACACCGGCCUGCCCAACUACUUUGUGUUUGAGACGGUCAUGUGGCUCCUGGCGCCGCACAUGGACGGAGCCAAGAACGUGAAGCUAGCCAAGUUCCAGCAGCUGCUGCUAACCCUGAUGCGUUUCCGCCUGGACCUUCGCAACCAGGACCUGGCCUACCGCUUUGGCGUGAAGGUCGGCACGGUGACCAGGACUGUGCACAGGAUGGUCAACAUCAUGUCCAACACGCUGGUGCCCACCGCUGUCUUCUGGCCCUCCAGAGCCGAGCUCCGCAAGAACCUCCCUGCAGCGCUGCGCACGUCCUACCCAGACUGCGCUGUCAUCAUAGACUGCUUCAGGGUGACCUUCGAGAAGCCCGCAUCUCAGACCAACCAACAAGAGGCUGCUGGGACACCAUCUGCGCAAGGGGCGGGGCGCAACACGCUGAAGUACCUGAUAGGUGUGGCCCCGCAGGGCGUGGUCACCUUUAUCUCCAGGGGGUCCCCGGGGGACGUCAGUGACAAGAGCGUGGCGGAGGGGUGUGGCUUCCUGUGUAAGCUCCUACCAGGGGACGUGGUCUUGGCAGAGCGGGAUCUGGAGAUUGGAGAGUCCGUAGCAGCUUGCGGUGCCCUGUUGCAGGUAACGGGGGGCCACGUGGACGCGUACGACGGGGACUCCUCGCUGGAAGAGGCGUCCUUGGAGAGGCAGAGCGUGCGCAGACACGUGGAGCGGGUCAUCGCCAUGGUGAAGCAGCGGUACGCCAUGCUGGCGGGCCCUGUGGAGAGCUGCUUCAUGGCUGCCGAGCGCACGUCAAACCUGACCACGUUUGAUAAGAUUGUGCAAGUGGCUUGUGCCUUAAACAACCUGUGCAUCUCUGCUGCUCCUCUGGAGUGAUUUUCACUAGAGCUGCUGGUUAUGGGCAGCCUGCACUGUGUAUGAUCUCAUACACUAACAAGUGUUUCCUUCUCUGGAGAAAGAAGCUGUUUUCUGGUUAGAUUAAUUUGUAUAAUUGAAAUGAACAGAGCAUUCCUUUGGCUUUAAUUUUGGACCAGUAUAUGCCUGAUUUAUUUUUUGUAAUUGUGGACAAAGUAUCAAGGACAGUUUCUUCUUUGUUGAGUUGGGCUCAUCAGCUUUUUCAGCUGAUGUGGGUUCUUGGGAUUUAAAAAGUAUUUCCACAGAUAACGGAGAAUCUGGACCCCAGCUUGCUGGAUCCCGUGUUGCUGAAAGCUGAUAUUUUAACUUAUCACUUGAAGUAGUCGUUUUGGACUAUGACCGUUCCGUGAAGUUACAGCUGAACUGGACAUGCACACAGCCCUCAGGUUACAGUGCCUUAGAGUGUAUUGCUGGCACUGUUGUAACAAAACAGCCUGCAUUUGUAUUUUUUCCGUUAUACAGAAUGCCUCAAGAUCCUUU